Molecule: messenger RNA, 2009 nt
Organism: Cornus florida
Lineage: Eukaryota; Viridiplantae; Streptophyta; Magnoliopsida; Cornales; Cornaceae
Product: cytochrome P450 704C1-like
Exons: 6
Coding region: 183-1766 (527 amino acids)
Molecular function (GO): heme binding; monooxygenase activity; oxidoreductase activity, acting on paired donors, with incorporation or reduction of molecular oxygen
Source: RefSeq, a predicted model, not a curated record
UUUUAUAGGAUAUGAGCGAAAACUUCAAUAACGAUGCUAUCUUCUGAAAAAACAAACAGUAGAAGACAACCAUUGAACAUAUUGUUGAAUUAUAUAAGAACCAGUUUAGAUGAGUAAAGGUAAUUAACUAAUUCUUAAUCAUUGGAUCAUUCUCGUUCAUAUCUAAUUUUGGGAUCCUCCGGAUGAACUCUAUAAUGGGUGCCCUUUUCUUCUGUAUGUUCAGUGUUUUACUACUUAUCACAGGGUUCUUCCCAGCAGUAUCUUUCAUUUUAGCAUUGGUUGGAGUGUUAAUUUUCUUCGUGAUUUUAUUGAUAGCUAUAUUACUAGUCAUUUACAUCAGAGAAUUAAUCUUGAAGGACCAUCGGCCACCGGUUGCAGGGCCAAUAGUCAAUCAAAUCAUACACUUUAAUAGACUAUUUGAUUACCACACAUCCCUUGCUCGGAAAUACAGUACUUUUCGUAUGAUCACACCGUCACACAGUGAAGUCUACACUGCUGAUCCUGUUAAUGUUGAAUAUAUUCUUAAAACUAAUUUCUCCAAUUAUGGCAAGGGGGAAUUUAAUUAUGAGAUAAUGAGAGAUCUUUUUGGUGAUGGGAUUUUCGUAGUGGAUGGUGAUAAAUGGCGUCACCAACGGAAGCUUGCAAGCUAUGAGUUCUCAACAAAAGUUUUGCGAGAUUUCAGUACAAUUGUAUUUCGAACUAAUGCAGUUAAAUUAGCUUUGAAGGUUUCUGCUGCAGCAGUGGCUAAGCAAGUGAUGGAUCUUCAGGAUCUGUUGAUGAAAUCAACUUUAGACUCAAUAUUUAAGGUGGGAUUUGGGGUUGAGCUUGAUACUCUAUCUGGUUUGGAUGAAUUCAGCAAUCAAUUCAUGAGGGCCUUUGACAAUUCCAAUGUUAUUAUUUAUUGGCGAUACGCUGAUCUAUUAUGGAGGAUUAAAAGAUUCCUUAAUAUAGGCUUGGAGGCGGAACUUAAGAAGAAUAUCAAAGUCAUCAACAACUUUGUUUUCGAAUUGAUCCGUCGUAAGAGGGAGCUGAUGAAAAAUGAAAAGCUUGAUAAAGGGAAAGAAGAUAUCUUAUCAAGGUUUUUGAUGGAGAGUGAGAAGGAUCCAGAGAACAUGACUGAUCAAUAUUUGCGAGAUAUUACUCUCAGUUUCAUUAUUGCUGGCAAGGACACCUCUGCAAACACGCUCACUUGGUUCUUUUAUAUGCUGUGUAAACAUCCUCUGGUUCAAGAAAAGGUUGCACAGGAAGUGAGAGAGGCAACUGAAGCUGAGGAUAACUUGUCUGCUGAGGAAUUUACUGCCAAGUUAUCUGAAGCUGCCGUGGACAAAAUGCAGUAUCUUCAUGCAGCUCUAACCGAGACACUCAGACUCUAUCCUGCAGUUCCUGUGGAUGGCAAGAAUUCAGGAGAAGACGAUAUCCUUCCUGAUGGCUUCAAAAUAAAGAAAGGAGAUGGCUUAAACUACAUGGCUUAUGCCAUGGGAAGGAUGACAUACAUAUGGGGAGAGGAUGCCGAGGAAUUCCUACCUGAAAGAUGGCUCGAUAAUGGUGUUUUCAGAUCCGAAAGUCCUUUUAAAUUUACGGCUUUUCAGGCUGGUCCUCGGAUAUGCCUAGGAAAGGAAUUUGCUUACAGGCAAAUGAAGAUUUUAGCAGCCGUUCUUCUCUUCUUCUUCAAAUUCAAAGUCGUUGAUGAGAGCAAGGAAGCUACUUAUCGAAUCACCCUUCACAUGGAUAAAGGCCUCCAUCUAUAUGCAUUUUCCCGUCUAUAACUGAGGAAUUAGAAGUCACACACCCAUUUGUCCCUAAGAAGACUCGAAUCCUCACCUUCCACUUUGGAUCGUAAAGAAGAUACAACUGGGCUAUAGCCCUCGGUUGUAAUAUAUAUAUAUAUAUAUAUAUUUCCUGGUAAAUGGUAUUUGUGUUGCUUUCCAUUUUCAUGAAACAAUUAUUAACUAUAAAUUAUCUCUUAAACUUGAACCUUGUAGUCUCUCCUCAUAUAAAUAAAUCUUACA